Molecule: messenger RNA, 4655 nt
Organism: Sarcophilus harrisii (Tasmanian devil)
Lineage: Eukaryota; Metazoa; Chordata; Mammalia; Dasyuromorphia; Dasyuridae
Gene: TBC1D8
Product: TBC1 domain family member 8
Exons: 17
Coding region: 1234-4002 (922 amino acids)
Source: RefSeq, a predicted model, not a curated record
UUAAUGCUGUGUUUUAUGGUUUUUAGGGUGUUUUCCUCACAAUAACUUGUUAGCUAAUUAUAGAUAAAGAUUUGUGUAACUAUAGUCCCAGAAAUUUAAAUAACUUGCUCAGGGUUACACAGCUAAGGUAUCAUUUGACCUAGUUCUCCUACCCAGAUUUUUUGACUUGAAGUUCAGCCUGAUUUGCACUCUGUCUUAUAUAGGGUAUAAACUUUCUAUAACAGUCAUUGAUUGAUAGGUUUUUUGUUUGUUUGUUUGUUUUGCUGGCAGCAGGGUAUAGUGAAAAGCUGGUAUUGAAGUCAGAGAGCCUGGUUUCAAAUCUUGACUCUGCCACUGACUUCUUGUGUGGCUGUAAUCACUUCACUUUUCUGCAUCUCACUUUCUUUCUGUAUAAAAUGAUGGAGAUAGAAGCCUCUCUUUCCCUGGUCUCUUCCAGCUCUGAUUCUCUAAUAUACAAUCACUUGUUUUUUCUUCAGCAUUAUCUGGCAGGCCUACAAGAGAAUAUGUAAUUUGUAUCCAUAAAAGAUGGUACAAACAGUAGGUUUUUUCUUUUAAUAAAAGAGCUGUAUAAAAACUAUUUGUACUCAGAUUUGUAAAUCUCUAACACUGUUCUUUGACACAACCUAAAUGUUAGGUCUAUUUUGAGAAACUUUGCCAAUGAAUAAUCUUUUAAUUUAAAACAAUCUCUUUUCAUAGGUUUUUUUUUUAAUGUUAGAUGAAUAUUGCCCUUGAAUACAUAAUCUUGCAUUUGGUGGUUUAAAAAAUUAUUGACUGACUAUUCUUGUGGUUCUAAAUAUUCAAGAACUUUGCACAGGAUGAUUGUUAACAGUAUGCUUCAGAAUGAUCUUCUUUAUGCUUACAUUUAUUAACCACUGUACUGGAUGACUCUUGUGAUUUUAGAAAAUGGUGGCAAAGAAAAAACUGGUGUAUGUACUGUUUCUUGUAUAAUCCACUCUCAUCUCUAUUCUUUAAACUGGCUUUUCCUUAUACUUUGAAUAUUCUCUCCUUUCCAAACUUGGACUCUGAAAAUUCCAGACUUUUAAGACUCAUUUCAAAGAAAAGAAGAAAAAAAAUUAAUUAAAAAAUAAUUUAUGUAAUCUCUAUUCCAGAAGGACUUUUCUGUUCUCCAGUCUGUCCCCACCCCACACCCAGCUGUUGCUGCAUUUCCUAUAAGUCAAACUCAUCAUUCCCUGGGUUGAUGUUCAGAAGCUAGAAAGAACAUGCAAUGUCUUCAUGACGGACACCAUCCGUAUUACCACACAGAACAAAGAACGAGAUUUUUCCAUGUUUCUUAACCUUGAUGAGGUAUUUAAGAUAAUGGAGCAACUGGCAGAUAUGACACUCCGAAGGCUCCUAGAUAAUGAGAUCUUUGAACUGGAUCCAGAUUUACAGGAGCCUACUCAGAUUACCAAGAGGGAUCUGGAAGCCAGAGCACAAAACGAGUUCUUUAGAGCCUUCUUCAGACUGCCAAGAAAAGAGAAGCUACAUGAAGUUGUAGAUUGUUCUCUUUGGACACCAUUUAGUCGCUGUCACACAGUGGGACGGAUGUUUGCGUCUGAUAGCUAUGUCUGUUUUGCCAGCAAAGAAGAUGGCUGUUGCAAUGUCGUGCUUCCACUUAGAGAGGUAGUGAGCAUAGAGAAAAUGGAAGAUACCAGUCUCCUUCCUAAUCCCAUCAUCAUCAGUAUAAGGAGCAAGAUGGCUUUUCAGUUCAUUGAACUCAAGGAUAGGGAGAGCUUGGUGGAAAACUUGCUCAGGAGAUUGAAACUGGUUCAUGCUAACAGUCCAGUGCAUUAUGACACCUUGAAAAAUGAAGCUGAGACAUCCUCUCUAUUUCAGUCAACUAGUGUGUGCAGUGAUCAAAAGUUUGGGAAUUUCAAACUGUCUCAGAAUGGUAACACGGUUGACAAAGAAACUAGCCUUCUGCCAAAUUCUGAGGCACUAAUAGCCAUUUUCCACCAGUCAGGAACCCAGAGUCCUGAUUCCAGAAUGUCAAGAGAACAGAUAAAAGCAAGUCUGUGGAAUGAUCAUUUUGUGGAAUAUGGCAGAACAGUGUGUAUGUUUCGUACGGAAAAGAUCCGCAAGCUUGUUGCCAUGGGAAUCCCUGAAUCUUUACGGGGUAAACUCUGGCUCCUGUUUUCAGAUGCUGUAACUGAUCUUGCCUCUCAUCCUGGUUACUAUGGGAAUCUGGUAGAGAAGUCGAUGGGCAAGUGUUGCCUAGUAACAGAGGAAAUAGAGCGAGAUUUGCACCGCUCCCUACCAGAGCAUCCUGCCUUCCAAAAUGAAACAGGCAUUGCUGCCUUGAGGAGAGUGCUGACGGCCUAUGCUCACCGAAACCCCAAGAUUGGAUACUGCCAGUCAAUGAACAUUCUGACAUCUGUGUUACUCCUAUACGCCAAAGAGGAAGAAGCAUUUUGGCUUCUGGUUGCUGUGUGUGAACGGAUGUUGCCAGAUUACUUUAAUCAUCGAGUAAUAGUGUUUGUUCUAGGAGCCCAAGUAGACCAGUCAGUUUUUGAAGAACUUAUAAGAGAUAGACUUCCAGAACUGGCUGAACACAUGAAGGAUCUAUCCACUCUGGCUUCCAUUUCCCUUUCAUGGUUCCUGACUUUGUUUUUGAGCAUCAUGCCUUUAGAAAGUGCUGUGAAUGUUGUAGACUGUUUUUUCUAUGAUGGGAUCAAAGCCAUCUUCCAACUGGGGCUAGCUGUGCUAGAAGCAAACGCAGUGGAAUUGUGUGGCAGCAAGGAUGAUGGCCAAGCCUUGAUGAUCCUUAGCAGGUUCCUGGAUCAUGUUAAAAAUGAAGAAAGUCCUGGACCACCAAUUGGAAAUCAUCAUGCCUUUUUCUCUGAUGAUCAGGAACCCUACCCUGUGACAGAUAUAGCAGAUCUAAUUCGGGACUCCUACGAGAAAUUUGGAGAUCAGUCAGUGGAAAUGAUUGAGCAUAUGCGUUGUAAACAUCGGAUCCGAGUUUUCCAAGGUCACGAAGACACAACAAAACAGAAUGUCCUCCGGGUUGUUAUCCCUGAAGUAUCAAUUCUCCCUGAAGAUUUAGAGGAACUCUAUGACUUAUUCAAGAGAGAACAUAUGAUAAGCUGUUAUUGGGAACAGACAAGUCCUGCAUUUCAGCACCAUGAUCCCAAUAGACCGUAUGCUGAACAGUAUCUGAUUGAUGCUCAACAGUUCACCAACCUAUACAAACUUGUCUCUCCAUGGACAUGUGGUGCCCACACUGAGAUCUUGGCUGAAAGGACUUUUCGCCUCCUGGAUGAAAACAUGGAUAAUCUUAUUGCAUUCAAAGGGUUUGCUGUCUGCCUAGAUAUUAUGUACAAUGGAGAAAUGAAUGAAAAAAUAAAACUACUAUAUAGGCUCCACCUCCCUCCAGCUCUCACUGAAAAUGACAAGGAUAGUCAAUCACCAUUAAAGAAUCCACUGCUGUCAACUUCAAGACCCCUGGUCUUUGGGAAGUCAAAUGGUGAUGCAAUUGAUUAUCAGAAGCAGCUGAAACAAAUGCUUAAGGAUUUAGCUAAAGAAAAAGAUAAAACUGAAAAAGAAUUGCCCAAAAUGAGCCAGAGAGAAUUUAUCCAGUUCUGCAAAACUUUAUAUAGCAUGUUUCAUGAAGAUCCAGAAGAAAAUGAUCUCUAUCAAGCUAUUGCCACAGUAACAACUUUGUUACUGCAGAUUGGAGAAGUGGGGCAGAGAAGCAGCAGCUCAGGAAGCUGCUCUGACGAGUAUAUGGACGAUGUACAGACAGAAGCGUGUGCUUCCACUUCUGAGCAGGACUCGGUUUUCACUGACAUGGGGAAGAUGCCUCAGAGAUAUUCCCAAUCGUUAUCUAUGACAGAAGGGGAUUGGACUGUUUCCCUUGAGCAUAUUUUAGCAUCACUUUUGACUGAACAGUCAUUAGUAAAUUUCUUUGAAAAGCCACUAGACAUAAAAUCUAAACUUGAAAAUGCCAAGAUCAAUCAGUAUAGUCUCAAAACCAAUGAGCUGAGCCACCAGUCUGAGUAAAGGACAGCACAAUGUAGCACAACACCACCAUUCUGUGGAGUACACUGGAGGAUGCUAUACCAAAGCACAUGCUGCAAACAAGACUGCUUUUCAGUUUCUUAGUGUUUACUAUUCUAAAUAGACAGCAACCUAAUGAAAUUGAAGACAAACUUCUAGAACUUGGACGGAAGUCAUUCAUUCCUUUAUCAAAUCUCUAACCAAUUCUAGCUACAGACCGUGGAGCAGACAGAGCAGAGCAGGCUAUGCUACUGGCUAUUCCUGAUGUCUCCCAAUGUUUAAGCUACAAUUUCAUUUCAGUUUCCUGCUGCUUACCUCUUGUAUAGAGGGAUACCUCUUUUUUUUUCUAACACAUCCCCUUCCCCCCACCAAUGAAUGUAAAAGAUGUUGCUCAGUGAGAUUGGGUUUUUUUUUUUUUUUUGAGGGGAGGAACUAAUUCACAUCCAGGGUUAAGAGCUACUGUUUGCAAUUGGCUUGUUUUUCUUUUUUGCACUAAUCCUAAAAACCUGUUUCAAUGCUGGUAAUUGAAACUGUUUUAAUAUUUUUGGUUGUAUUCAAUUUGUAUGUCUUGCAAAAAAAAAAAAAAGUGUACAAACCAUGCUUUUGAUGUUGUUGGUCCCCAAAAGCAAUUUUUAAUAAUAUUAUUUUGUAUUGAC